Messenger RNA from Lasiodiplodia theobromae, 2223 nucleotides. Its product is annotated as Rsc complex subunit. Gene Ontology annotation, molecular function: histone binding; DNA binding. NCBI's taxonomy places the organism in Eukaryota, Fungi, Ascomycota, Dothideomycetes, Botryosphaeriales, Botryosphaeriaceae. Bases 1 to 2223 code for a protein of 740 amino acids. The transcript has 2 exons. The record is from RefSeq and is a predicted model, not a curated record. Gene Ontology annotation, cellular component: SWI/SNF complex. Gene Ontology annotation, biological process: positive regulation of DNA-templated transcription.
AUGGCCGACGAGCUUCUUGGUGCCGACAACUCCCUCGCACCUGCACAAGACGUUGACGCGCCUUCCGCUGCCGACGACGGCGCUGCUGACGCUCCGACCGCCGACUCUCAGAUCGAACAACCCACAGACGCCGAUACAGCCAUGGCAGACGACGCUCAGGACUCGGCGCAGAAGGACAAUUCGACUCCUGCUCCGGUAUCGGACAAUCCCCUUGACGCGCCUGAAGGACCCAGACCUGACACUGAGGAUGCCGAUGGAGCGGAGGACGAGGAGAUGGGUGGCAUGGACGACACGAAGAAGGAAGCCACCAGCCCAGAGAAGGAGGCCGGGGAUAACGCCGAUGCCGCCGCAGAUGACCAACCUGCUCAGACCAAAUCCGCAUUGGAGAACCAAGCCCGUUCUCACCUCAUUGCGCAGACUCAUGCCAUCAUCCUACCGAGUUACAGCACUUGGUUCGACAUGAACACGAUCCACAACAUCGAGCGCAAGGCUCUUCCUGAGUUUUUCAACAGCAGGAACCGUAGCAAGACCCCCGCGGUCUACAAGGAUUACCGUGAUUUCAUGGUCAACACCUACCGCUUGAACCCUGCCGAAUAUCUCACCGUGACCGCUUGUCGCCGCAACCUUGCUGGCGAUGUUUGCGCAAUCAUGCGUGUGCACGCUUUCCUCGAGCAGUGGGGCCUGAUCAACUAUCAAGUCGACCCGGACACCAGGCCAUCAAACAUUGGUCCUCCUUUUACUGGUCACUUCAAGAUCACGGCAGACACUCCUCGUGGUCUGCAACCUCAUCAGCCUGCUCCCAAAUCUGUGGUGACCGUAGGCAAGCCUCUGACUGCCACGGAGCGUCUCGCGAGCCAAACGCCUGCGUCGAAGGAGGAUCUCAACCUUGAAAUCCGCCGCAAUGCCUAUGAGUCUAACGGAAAAGAAGUCACGCCCGCUGAUACCAAGGACAAAUCCGCCAAUGGUGAGGGAUCGGCUACAAACGGAACCCAGUUAGCCGACAGCAAGUCUCUCGUGGAUGCCCUCAAGGAGCCAGGUCGUCAGGUCAACUGCUUUUCGUGCGGCAUUGACUGCACCCGCGUACAUUAUCAUAACACAAAAUCUGCCCCGCACUCUGCAUCGGGUAAGACCGCUGCGAUGCUCAAAUACGAUCUCUGCCCGAACUGCUUCUUGGAAGGUCGUUUCCCUUCUUCGAGCACUGCAUCAGACUACACCAAGAUCGAGAAUGACAAGUACUCGGGUAUCCCUGACCGGAAUGCGCCUUGGACGGAUGGAGAGACUCUGCGCCUUCUGGAAGCAUUGGAAAUGUUUGAUGAGGACUGGAACCAGGUCGCAGAAUACGUCGGCAACCGGACAAGAGAAGAGUGUGUCCUCAAAUUCCUCCAGCUGGAAAUCGAGGACCAGUAUCUUGAGGAGCAGGAGAAUGGGAACAAGACGGAACUCACUGGAGGCAACCUCGCUUAUCUGAGCAACGGCCGCGUCCCCUUUAACCAGGCUGACAAUGCUGUUCUGUCUGUUAUGGGCUUCCUUGCUGGCCUGGCAGACCCUGCCGUCACCGCUGCAGCAGCCGGUAAGAGCGUGGAUGAGAUGAAGCGCGCAUUGAGGGAGAAGCUUGAGAAGGGUGAUGCUCCUUCGGGUGAGUCUGACAAAGGCAAGGAGAAGGAAGCUUCUGCUGCACCUGCGGCUCCCGAGGCCAAGGUCAAGAACGAAGACAGUAUGGACGUCGACACGGGCUCGCCGCAGGCAGCCGGCGCUGUGGCUACUCAAACUGAUGCUAGCAAGCCGGCCAACCCGUACGCCACAGUUCCGCUCGCUCUGUCAGCGGCUCGUGCUGCGGCGCUGGCUUCGCAUGAGGAGCGUAACAUCUCCCGCCUGGUAUCCAGUGCUGUCAACGUGGAGCUGCAGAAGAUGCAACUCAAGCUGCAGCAAUUCUCAGAGCUUGAGCAAGUCCUCUCGGCUGAGCGUCGCGAUCUUGAGCGCCGCCGACAGCAGCUCUUCCUCGACCGUCUCGGUUUCCAGAAGCGCAUGCGUGCAGUGGAGGAUGCUUUCAAGCGCGCCGCUAUCUCUGGUCCCCAAGAUGGCCUGAAGAUUGUGCAAGAAGCAGUUCACGGCGCCGACGCCUUUGGCGAGAAGCUUGGCGUGCAAAAGGUGGGAUCCGAUGAUGAAAGAGAAGCCACGCCGCUGAAGGAGGGCGACGAGGGCUUCAAGAGCCACGAGAUCUAA